AUGGAUUUUAAAUCAAAGGCCACCGUUAGCUAUACCUUAUUCUUGUAUCGUGAAGAAUUGCGCCGUACACAGUCUCGCUUUAUGCGUUUGAAUCGUACGAAAAUUUCUCUAACCGAUAAAUUAAUAACGAAAAGUGUGCGUAAUUUGGAAAUAUGUUCAAUUGAAGAUUUACAUGCCAUCAAUCGUGAAAUUUUAUUCAAAAAGAAAUUAAAAUAUCAAAUGCAACGCAGCAAAGAAUUGGAGAAAUUGGGUUUGAAAAACGCCAAUCCCGAUAAAAUACCCUCAACGGAUUUGUGA
Molecule: messenger RNA, 297 nt
Organism: Lucilia cuprina (Australian sheep blowfly)
Lineage: Eukaryota; Metazoa; Arthropoda; Insecta; Diptera; Calliphoridae
Exons: 1
Coding region: 1-297 (98 amino acids)
Source: RefSeq, a predicted model, not a curated record